Molecule: messenger RNA, 867 nt
Organism: Ilex paraguariensis (yerba mate)
Lineage: Eukaryota; Viridiplantae; Streptophyta; Magnoliopsida; Aquifoliales; Aquifoliaceae
Source: the annotation of a GenBank genome assembly
GGAUAUAGGUUUCUUCACAGAUCUCUCAAAUUUUCGCCAUUCUCCGCCAGGUCUGUGAAGAUGUAUACCUCAAGGAAGAAAAUCCACAAAGAUAAGGAUGCUGAACCUACUGAUUUUGAGGAGUCUGUAGCACAGGCCUUGUUUGAUUUGGAGAAUACCAACCAGGAGCUCAAAAGUGAGUUGAAGGAUCUAUACAUAAAUUCAGCAGUUCAAGUUGAUGUCUCUGGGAACCGGAAGGCUGUUGUCAUCCAUGUUCCCUAUCGGCUGAGAAAAGCCUUCCGCAAAAUUCAUGUCAGGCUUGUCAGAGAGUUGGAAAAGAAAUUCAGUGGGAAGGAUGUGAUUCUGAUAGCAACCCGAAGGACAUUGAGGCCCCCAAAGAAAGGUUCUGCUGUUCAACGCCCUCGCAGCCGAACACUGACUGUCGUGCAUGAAGCCAUGCUGGAGGACAUUGUUGUCCCUGCUGAAAUUGUAGGAAAACGUGUUAGAUAUCGCAUUGAUGGAUCCAAGAUAAUGAAGAUCUUCUUGGACCCAAAGGAGCGUAACAACACAGAAUACAAACUGGAGACUUAUGCUGUAGUUUACAGGAAGCUUUCAGGCAAAGAUGUCGUGUUUGAUUACCCAAUAACAGACGCUUAGAAGCACCAGAAGCAACUCUGCUAAUCUUCAUCUUACCUCCACAUGCAAAUUACAGCUAGUAGGUUUUUUUCUAUCAAAAUUUUGACAUUGAUGACUCUUUUUUAGAAGGCAGACAACGACCAGGAAGCUUAUUAUCAUUUUUCAGUAUUUAUCAGCUGCUAUUAUGAGAUUGUUGGCUGAUUUAAGAAUUUUGUUUGGUUAUCUGCAAUCUUCCAUUUUGUCAUUUUUGAC